Messenger RNA from Thalassophryne amazonica, 3299 nucleotides. It is a transcript of the gene myrip, whose product is annotated as myosin VIIA and Rab interacting protein. Gene Ontology annotation, cellular component: cortical actin cytoskeleton. Gene Ontology annotation, molecular function: small GTPase binding; actin binding; myosin binding. Bases 299 to 3199 code for a protein of 966 amino acids. The transcript has 17 exons. The record is from RefSeq and is a predicted model, not a curated record. Lineage: Eukaryota; Metazoa; Chordata; Actinopteri; Batrachoidiformes; Batrachoididae. Gene Ontology annotation, biological process: intracellular protein transport.
UGAAAUCUGCGUUUUUGUGUCAUUAAUUCUCCGUUUUCAGAGGCGCUGAAGCUGAUUUAUCUCGACAUUGUCGCACACGCUGCUUUUAACGUGGAAAUACAGCCACCUUGACGGGGAUUAUCAGUCAGUUUUGCAUGAUUUGCACCGGGAGAAAAGCUUCAGAAUGUGACUCAUCCUGGUUCGAAGCAGCAGAAUCUAACAGGGUUGUCUCAGCCUCGGCACCCAGAUUGGCAGUGUUCGCGCUUCUCCUCCUCCUCUGGUGCAUCAGCGGGAUCACAACCUGGCACAGACAGUGAGGAUGGGCCGGAAGCUGGACCUUUCGGGCCUUACAAAUGAUGAGGCGGAGCAUGUCUUGAAAGUGGUCCAGCGGGACAUGAAGCUGCGGAAGAAGGAGGAGGAGAGGCUGAGUGAGAUGAAGCAGGAGUUGGCGGAGGAAGGCAGCAGAUGCUCCAUCCUCUCCAAGCAGCACCGCUUCAACGAGCACUGCUGCAUCCGCUGUUGCGCGCCCUUCACCUUCCUGCUCAACCCCAAGCACCAGUGCCUGGACUGCCAGUACAAUGUCUGCAAGACCUGCAGCACCUACAGCAAGAGGGACAAAGCCUGGAUCUGCUCCGCGUGCCAGAAGGGCAGACUGUUGAGGACCCAGUCCCUGGAAUGGUAUUAUAAUAAUGUCAAAAGUCGCUUCAAGUGGUUUGGCAGCGCCAAGGUUUUGAAGACUCUGUACAGAAAGCACAUCAUAGACAGAGAAGCUCUGUCUGAGCUCCCAGAAAGCAGCGUUCACGAGGGAAGUAACGACAACAAUGGCAGCGUCUGUGGCAGUGACUCCGCCUUCUACAAGCAGAAUGAAGGACACAGCAUGGCGGAGACGCUCACUGUCGCUCUGCGUGUUGCUGAGGAGGCCAUAGAGGAGGCCAUCGCCAAGGCGGAGGAGUUCAGUGACAGCUUGGAGAAGCAGAACGAGGCUCGGUACCUGCUGGACCACAAAGAGGAACUCAUAGAGGAACUUGCUACAGCAAUUGUACAGAAAAUCAUCCAGAGGAGGAAACAUUCAGAAAUGCAGACAGAGUAUGAGUUUGUCUGGCCUCAGUCCUUGAUUCAGACCAGCGGGUUGAACUCCCCGUCUCAGCCCCAAGCUUCUUCUCAAGGACCUCAGGACCCCCUGAAGACCUGCUACUCGCUCUGGCGUUCCCGGUCAGCGUUCUCCCUCACCAGUGACUGUUCCCCAGAGAAGGUUCUAGACGAUUUGGGUGCAGGAGCAGGUGGUGGCUUACAGGUCUACAGCUCCCUGAAAAGGGAGGCCAAAGCCGCCUCUUUACCCACCUGGAAGAGUGUCGACCGCCUAGAUAACUCCAGUGCGUCCUCAGUGCUCCAGAGCCCUGACGGUAACUGGAUCGCUCUGCACAGCUCUCAGCUGUCUCGACCCAGCCUACUGACCAAGCGGAAGAGUCUGGUGUUCAGCGUGUUGGAGAAGGAGUCUGGGGUCGUCUCCGCUUAUGACGAGAUGGGAUCCGACUCCGAGGGUGAUGAAAGCAGCUGGGCAGUGGCGUUACGACAGUUCCGACGCAAAAUGUCAGAUGAGACGUACUACACUGACUCACAGCACGACCCAGAGUGGACGUACACCCAGCACCUUCCGGUUACCUCCCCGUCCUCUGGGCAGUACACAAACACAGAGACUCUCAACUCGGACUCGGAGGCAUCCUCUGUGCUGUCCGCAUGUCCUCGUAAACCGCCUCACAACCUGCUGAGGAAGAAAGGACCGCCUGAUAUGCACCUGCACCCCCACCAUCAACCACUCUACCGCCAAGGUCUUCAUCAGAACCUGACUCCGUACCCGGUCCACUCUGACGCACUCGAUGUCAACUUUAACCCAAAGGUGAUGAUGGGCGACAGCAGCGAGGCGGAGGAGCGACAGGCCGAUCCCGUCAGACGGUCGCGGCGACGCAGGAGGAACAAAAGGGAGUCAUCAGCAGAACAGAGGAGACCCGGAGACCAAAGUCACGCACAGUCCUUCUACCCCAUCAUCCAGGAGAACAGUGAUCUUCUUCUAAACACCCUGCUGAAGAGGGGUUUUAGUGAGGAGCAGCCUGUAGCUGACACAACGCCAACCGCCUCAGCCGCCCCCGACGCCUUCAGAUUUGACAUUACUACACCUGAGCCUGAGAACCUGAAUGUGCCGUCACCAGCUGCUGGCUCCUGUCAGCCAGAGCACUCCCCCAGCAGCUCCAGAGAUCCUCUGGAUGAGGAGCUGAGGUCCAGACUUUGCCAGAUAGUCGGUCAUGUGAACAGCAAAGACGGCACCUGGUCCGAAGAGGAGGAGCUUAAAAAGACACCUGUAGGUGAAGAAGGUGACGGCCAGAGAGGGAGGUCAUGGCCUAACGGCGCACAGCCAGUGAGCGUCAGAGAGAGUGCAGAAAGUGAGAGAAGUGAUGAGGUGAUGGACAGUCCUUCACUAAGAGGAGACGGACGAGAUACGAUGGAGAUGGAAGAGAAGUUAGAUUGCCAGGAGCAAAAAAGACAAAGUAAGAGACAACAGAAGAGAGAUGUGCAGACGGAAAGUGGAGAGAAAGGAGGUGGGAGGAGGAGCAGCUCCAGCUCGCCUGGUGUUUCCCCGUCGUCCCAGGAGGGGGCACUGUCAGACAGCCAGCAGAAGUGCUCGGCUGCAUCCCUCUGCAGCAUCACCACCGAGGUCCUGAAGGUCCUGAACGCCACCGAGGAGCUGAUCGGCGAGGCCGGGGGCGAGACCUUCUCCCCGAGCGAGCCCGUGAGCGUGUGUCCUGCCUCCAGCAGCUCCGAGAGCCACAGACUGGACCAGAGGCUGACCAAGAUGGAGGAGAACGUCUAUCUGGCUGCUGGUGCAGUGUACAGCCUGGAGGGGGCGCUGGGGGACCUGGAGCAAUGUGCCCGCAGUAUUAGCAGCGGCACCACUGACACAGAACUGGCCUUUCUGGAAGACCAAGUGGCCACUGCGGCCGCUCAGGUCCAUCAGUCUGAACUACAGAUCUCAAACAUUGAGGCGCGGAUAUCGGCUUUGAAAACAGCCGGUUUGAAUGUGACAGCCUGCAGUCGCUUCUCCAAGUUCAAGCCAAAGCCUGAAACCCUGGACUCAUCACGCCAUCAGAGGAGGAAGCUUCCAGCACCUCCACCAAAAGAUAAGUUGGAGUCAGAGCAGCAGCUGAAAGUGUUUCGGCCACAGUGACAGUGGGCAGCAUGGAGUUCCUCAGGGCCUCUUUAGAGUCCCGGGGACACGGGCAUUUCUCAUCCAGUGCCUUGACCAAGCAUCAACAUCCAGCUCCAGG